Messenger RNA from Saitoella complicata NRRL Y-17804, 694 nucleotides. RefSeq lists its product as uncharacterized. The transcript has 3 exons. The coding region runs from base 215 to 649 and encodes 144 amino acids. The record is from RefSeq and is a predicted model, not a curated record. Gene Ontology annotation, molecular function: structural constituent of ribosome; mRNA binding. Gene Ontology annotation, cellular component: cytosolic large ribosomal subunit; ribosome. Gene Ontology annotation, biological process: maturation of LSU-rRNA from tricistronic rRNA transcript (SSU-rRNA, 5.8S rRNA, LSU-rRNA); translation. Lineage: Eukaryota; Fungi; Ascomycota; Saitoellomycetes; Saitoellales; Saitoellaceae.
CUCGUGAUCGACAAAUCCUUCAAGAUGGUACGUAAAUCGACGUCGCUGCUGUUUGAUACGCUCUCGGAAAUGCUGUUGCGGUCGUUCGGACGGUGGUAAUGUGGUGGAUCGGGUGUUGGGAGUGAUGGAUGGGUGGAUGGGGUUUGGGAGGUACGACGGUGGGAAGGGGCAUCGCGCCGGACUUGGGGGGAAUCGGGCGUGAAAAUGGGGUGGAAUGAGAUGCUGGGAUGGCGAUAUGGAUGAGGGAAGCGUCUCGGAGAGUGCGAUCAUCGAAACUGAGGAGUUUGUUAAGGCAUACGAACUCCGCAACAAGACCAAGGCUGAGCUCACCAAGCAGCUCGAGGAGGCCAAGCAGGAGCUCGCUUCCCUCCGCGUUCAGAAGAUCGCUGGUGCCGCCGCCUCCAAGCUCACCAAGAUCACCGCUGUUCGCAAGGACAUUGCUCGCAUCAACACCGUCAUUACCCAGACCCAGCGCGAGCAGUUGAAGAUCUUCUACUCUACCAAGAAGUACGCUCCUCUUGACUUGAGGGCCAAGAAGACUAGGGCUUUGAGGAGGGCUUUGAACAAGCACGAGUCCAGGUUGACUACUGAGAAGGCGCAGAAGAAGUUGAUUCACUUCCCUCAGCGCAAGUUCGCCCUCAAGGCUUAAGUGCGGUCUGUUGUUGUUUUGAGUCACCCUUCAAUAAAUUCGGUC